CCGAAACAUGAUGAACAGCCCACCGAGCAGCGUCAACAAUCCUCAAUUCGCACGGCCUUAGCGAUCCGAUUGCCCAGCUCGCCCAUGACUCACAGAAUUCCGCCAGCUUCCAUCAUCUCCCAUACCACAUAAACAACCACCACCACAACACCUUUUCCCUCCCAAUUCCUCCCACCAAUCCACCCAUUCUACCACCCCCAUACUCACACCCCCUGACGCACGUGCGCAUCGCGCAUUCACGUGCCCGCCACGCAACUCAACAACCCACCAUGUCACCCAACGUGAAUGAACACUACUCCAUCCACAUCAACACCCCCAACGAGAACAACAAUGACCCCCUCACCUCCCUCCCCGCAGACGAAUCCCCCGCCCAAACCAGCCGCACCCUCGCAACCUCCCUCGUGACGCGCUGCCAAUCCCUCCUCGCCGAAGUGACCGCCUUCCAGACCCUUCUCGUCGAAAGCCAACGCAACCCGCAAAUUGUGGAAGUGCGAUCCCUCAAAUCCAACAUCUUGUCGGAGCUUCGCACGUUGGAGAAACUACAGGCGCAGGUCGCGGCUAUUCCGGCUGGUACGUGGACGGAAGACGAUGGGGAGGGUGAUGAUGAUGAUGAGGCGGCGCGGAGAUUAGUGCAUGCGCUGAGGUCCUCGAAUUUGCCUUUUUAUGAGGCUGUUUGGGGGAUUGCGAAGAAUACGUGUCGUGGGCUGUUGGCGUUUGGGAAGAGGUUUUAUUGGGGUGGGGAGGAGGGGGGUGCGCGUGGGAGUGGGGAGAAAAGAGCUGGGAAGGAUAAACGCAAGAGUGUGUUUGUGGAUAUUAUUGCGGAUGAUGGGGAGGAGUGGGUGAAGGUGUCUACUAUCUCUGAAUCUAGGCUGUUGUUUGAGAUGGCUAAGAAGGGCUGGGAGGCGGAUUCGGAGUCUGAGGAUGAAGGUGAGGCUAGGACCGUUCUACGCAACUAUGAUGGCGACGAGGAUGAUAGUGAUGAUGACGAUGAGAUUGAGCUUGUCAAGUUGGCAAGUGAUAUGCGCAAGGCCGCCGAUGCUACGAGAGUCCGAUACAAACAUCCUCGACUGCGAUUUGUUAUCCCGAAGAUUGAAGAAGGCACCUCGGAGAUUGAUGGUCUUUUGAAAGUCAUUAGAGGCUAUGGGAUCAAAGUGGAUUGCGGAGAGAAAGCAUAUGUCGCUGGUACCCAGGAGGGCUUGUCCCAUCUCCUGCCCAAGCCCUUCAAACGAUUCACCUCCACUCUGAAUGUCGACUGCACGUUGUUGCUGGCAGUGGUCUCGGACCUGUCGCAUUACAAGAAUAUCACCCAAUCUCCGCAACAUCAUAAAGCCAUCAAUCGACAGAUUGCCGUUGAGCACGAGCGACCACUGUUGCCCACCGAGCUAUGGCCCGCGAUGGCUGCCAACGAGCUCGUGUGUGUCGAGGAAGCCGCGCAACGCAUGAAAGAAAUUGUGACCAUCAUCGGCACUGACACAGAAAAGCUGCGGAUGCAGAUUCUACUUGGCCAAGCUCCUUUCCAUGACUGCAGCCGAGAAGAACUUGCCCAGAAGUACCAGGAGUUGUCGGAUUAUGAGAUCCCGGCACAGUGGAAACUUCCGGUAAAGACGGUUGAAGCACAGUCGGUGAUUGCAGCUGCAUCAGAAAAUGCAAAGCUGCCCCCUGUCUAUCACAAAGUGGCGGAAAAUCUCUCGGAUAUCAACUAUAGUGUGUUUCUGUAUGGAUGGGCCGCGGGACUGGCAACCAUCUCAAGCAAUCGCACCGUGGUGAAAGAGAUUGAGUCCAUCGUUGAGACGCAUCGGGAUGGCGAUGAACACCUAGAGGGGCCUUUGAUCUGGGUGUGCGAUACCGCCAGGAGCUUGAUAGGCAAAGAGAAAGGCCGGAAAGAUUAGACCGUUCACCUCGGAAAGACGAUAGAUCGAACAUGACGACAGAAACGAUCCAUCCAUUAGCGGCAUUUGGAGUCAUUCUAACCGGAUUUUGUUUUCGAUAUUUGCUUUUCACAGGAACAGUCGAGGAGCAUGUAUGUGUUGUUGGCGUGGUCUUGAGUGCUGAUAUUGGGACUUGACGGCUCUUACUUUUCAAGAGACCGUGAGUUGUCCUCCGGAAGCCAGAAAACAAUUUCUUUGUCUGCAGACGCGAUCAUGUUGUACCGUGGAUUGUAUUCGACGACGGCAGUCCGUCCUCGAUGUGGCAGUCUAGUUAGAGGUUGCAAUAGACCGUUUGACUC
Aspergillus ibericus CBS 121593 is the source of this 2227-nucleotide messenger RNA. RefSeq lists its product as uncharacterized. NCBI's taxonomy places the organism in Eukaryota, Fungi, Ascomycota, Eurotiomycetes, Eurotiales, Aspergillaceae. The transcript has a single exon. The coding region runs from base 270 to 1889 and encodes 539 amino acids. The record is from RefSeq and is a predicted model, not a curated record.